Messenger RNA from Mangifera indica (mango), 609 nucleotides. RefSeq lists its product as uncharacterized. Lineage: Eukaryota; Viridiplantae; Streptophyta; Magnoliopsida; Sapindales; Anacardiaceae. The record is from RefSeq and is a predicted model, not a curated record. The transcript has 2 exons. The coding region runs from base 1 to 609 and encodes 202 amino acids.
AUGGACGAUAUUGUGCUUACAAGGGACGAUAAAGAGAAAAUACCUAGAAUUAAAAAUGUUCUUACAAAAGAGUUCGAGAUCAAAGAUUUAGGAAACCUUAAGUACUUCCUUGGGAUGAAGAUAGCUAGGUCAAAGAAAGGAAUUUUUGUCUCACAAAGGAAGUAUGUGUUAGACCUACUGAAAGACACUGCCAUGCUUGACUGCAAACCAGCCGACACACCAAUGGACUCAACUACUAAACUUAGGUCAAUUCAAGACAGUGCUCCUAUUGAAAAGGGGAGGUAUCAAAGACUUGUAGGGAAGUUGAUCUAUCUUUCUCAUACAAGACCUGAUAUUGCCUUCUUGGGACUGUUUUUCAAGAAAAAUGUAGCGAGAGGAGUUGAAGUAUACUCAGAUACAGAUUGGGCUAGAUCUAUAACUGAUAGAAGAUCUACCUCAGGGUUAUGUACUUAUGUCUGGGGUAAUUUAACAACUUGGAGGAGUAAAAAGCAAUCAAUUGUGGCGAGAAGCAGUGCUGAGGCCGAGUUUAGAGCCAUGGCUCAAGGGAUUUGUGAAGGAAUAUGGCUAAAACGAUUGCUAGUUGAGUUAAAGGUUCCUAUAGAUGGUUGA